GAAGACUCGAUCCUUUCCUUGGGUGAGGCUACCGUUCUCGUCUCCUUUUAGGGUCACUUUUAUCACUGGAAACAGGCUUUCCUAAAAGCAGACAUCUAGAGCAAAGGAAGAGGCCCCUGCGAGGACUAAGCUACAAAGCACCCCCGCUUAGCGCCAGACGUCGUUUCCUUUCCCAUACGUCAUCCGUCCACGGCCUGCAGCCCGACAUGUCGCAACACAGCGCCGAACGCGUGGUUGACGAAGACCAGCGUCCACCGAUGCCCCGUCCGCUGCUGGCCUCCCUGAUCGGCAGCUGGGUCGGAACGCUGUGCAUGGGCACCGUGCUGGGCUACUCGUCUCCCGCCAAGCACAGCCUGGAGCAUACCUUCAACGACGGGCUGCACGGGUUCGACCUCAGUGUCAACGACUGGUACGACGCCCUGAUGACCAUUGGUGCCGUUCUUGGUGCAGUGGUGAGUGGCAGUGUGGCGCAGGCGCUGGGCCGCAAGACCAUGCUGACGGUCAUCUCCCUCGGCUUCAUGUGUGGAUGGACGGUGACGUACCUGUCGCGUGGAAACACUGUCCACAUCUACUCGGGUCGCUUCGUCACUGGCUUCUCUAUGGGCCUUGUAUCGCUCGUGGCACCUUGUUACGUCGCCGAGAUCACGCUGCCCCACAACCGCGGCACCAUGGGUGGCAUGCUGCAGAUGACCAUAACAGUGGGCAUCAUGUAUGCCUACCUGCUGGGCCGCUUUCUCACCUGGGAUUAUCUCGCCCUGGCCUGCAUGGUACCGGCAGCCCUGCUCUGCGUCUGCUCUAUGUUCUGCGUGGAGUCGCCGCGCUGGCACCUGCUGUCGGGUAGGAAGGCCGAAGGGCUCGAGUGCCUACUUCAAAUUCGAGGAGCCCGAGCCGAAGAGGAGUGCAUGGCCAUCGAGAUGGUGUACGUGACAGCGCCACUGCCGCCGUCGCACGCACUGCUGGCCGCGCAAGUCAACUUCCUGCAGCAGUUCUCAGGAAUCAACAUGAUCAUCUUCUACACGUUCCACCUGUUCGCCGACGCCGGGUUGCGAAUUAAGGAAGCGGACUGCUCCAUUCUCAUUGCCACUCUGCAGGUUUUCGCCACCAUGGUAGCUGUCGCUUUGAUGGACAUGGUGAGCCGGAGGCGUCUGCUGCUUGUGUCAUCGCACAUGUGCGUCUUCGCGCUGAUAGCAAUGGGGGCCGUGUCGCACGCACGCUCGGAGGGCGAAGACCGCGAACGCGAUGUGCUCGACCGGGUACCGGUGCUCCUCGUUGCCUUUUACAUGGUCGGCUUUUCGGUGGGCCUGGGCCCCGUCGUGUGGCUGCUGAACGCCGAGCUGGUGCCGUGUCGCGGCAGCGGCAGCCUGCUCGCCCUGGUGACCGCGUUCAACUGGGCCUGCGCCGCCGGCGUGACCGCCUUCUUCGAGCAGGUGCGCGACACGCUGCGCCUCUCCGGGCUGGGCUUCUUCUUCAGCGGCAUCACGUUCGUCGGCGCCAUCCUCGUCACGUUCCUUCUCCCGGAGACCGGCCGAAUCACGCUCGAAGAGCUGCUCCAGGAGAACCUCUUCUACGCCGUCGAGGCGCAGCCGCAGGCCGGCCACAAGAGCGGCAAGCGGUGAACGCCGCUGUGGCGGCGCCUCGGGGCUCCUGAAGAUCGCCCACACUAAAUAUAUCGCGCGCGCGUUUUUUUUUUUAGUAUACUUGUAAAUGCACGCGCGAGUCAAAUUUUUGCAUAACGUGAUACAUUACUCGAUAAAUACCUCAUCUCAUAUAUCCACGCCAGUGCAGUCUUUUUUUUUUUCACUAUAUGCAAAUUUAUUAUACGGUUUAAUAUUGGUCGGAAUAAACUAGGAAACCAAAAUGAUACAAAAUUUGCUUCUAAUAUUUAGAAGGCAGUCUGUAUUGAACUGUGUACAUACCAUGCGUACUAUUAUUUUCACCAGAGAUAUUAUUGCUUCUAAACUACACUAGAAUUAAGACAUUGUAUUACCUGCCUUAUUCUCAUUUAUUGUUUUGAAGAGGAUUGUUUGUAUGCAUAGUACUGCCCACAUGCCUUGAUUUCACCUAGAACUGGCACUAGUGAAAACAAGUAUAAACUAUAACGUGCUAUUGCCUAUAACUCGUAACAAGUGUGGGCAACAGGCUCGUGGGUUUGCGGUUUGAAAGCUGCGGAAGUCGCUCCUUUUGGUAAUAAACGCGUGUAAUCUCUUUC
This is a messenger RNA of Dermacentor albipictus, 2209 nucleotides long. Its product is annotated as facilitated trehalose transporter Tret1-2 homolog. Gene Ontology annotation, biological process: transmembrane transport. The record is from RefSeq and is a predicted model, not a curated record. Gene Ontology annotation, molecular function: transmembrane transporter activity. Gene Ontology annotation, cellular component: membrane. Lineage: Eukaryota; Metazoa; Arthropoda; Arachnida; Ixodida; Ixodidae.